This is a messenger RNA of Synchiropus splendidus (mandarinfish), 877 nucleotides long. RefSeq names its product zinc finger and SCAN domain-containing protein 23-like. Lineage: Eukaryota; Metazoa; Chordata; Actinopteri; Syngnathiformes; Callionymidae. The transcript has 4 exons. The record is from RefSeq and is a predicted model, not a curated record. The coding region runs from base 131 to 877 and encodes 248 amino acids.
GGAUCCUCCAGCGGAUGAAAUGUUCUUCAGAGGUGGAAAGAUUCAUAAGUGACGAUCAUCUGCUGCCGAGUUUCCACCACAUCUUCCUCUGCUGUGAAGGAGAGACGGAAGGAAGAGGAUCCUGCUGCAGAUGGAGACCCGGAGAGCAGGUGUCCAGCAUCUACUGGUGAUGAAAGAAGAAGAAGAUGCUACUGAGCAGCAGGAGUGCAGCUCCAGUCUGGAUCAGGAGGGACAAGAACCUCCUCUUAUUAAAGAAGAACCAGAAGAAGAAGAUCUAGACCAAAUCAAAGAAGAGGCCACCCAGUUCUCCCUCACUCCUGUCCAGGUGAAGAGUGAAGAUGAUGGAGCAACCAGCAGCUGGACUCAACACAUGAAGACAGAAGCUGAUGGAGACACCUGUGGAGGAGCAGAAGCAGCCAGUGACUUGGAUACACCUCUCCUCCCUGACCACCAGAGGUCGCCUUGUUCUGACACUGUUGACAGUGAGGACUGGAGAGAAACCAUUGACCCUGAAUCUGCUUCAAAUUCACUGAUCUGCUCUGGGUGUGGGAGGAAAUGCUCUUCGAAGUCUGAACUGAUUGGACACAUGAAAUCCUGCAGCGGAUCUUUGAGUUGUUCGGUUUGUGGAAAAUCUUUUGAAAAGAAACGUGAUCUAAAAAUCCACAUGAGACUUCACACAGGAGAUGCACCUUACAACUGCUCCUACUGUGGUGAGAGGUUUACCCAGCGGGAAACAAAGGAAGAACACAUGAAGCUUCAUGCUGGAGAAAAACCUUUCCGAUGCUCUCAGUGUGUGGAAAGAGUUUCCCACUUCAGUGGGUCCCAAAGGCAGCAACAAAAAGAUAAAACCAUCCAUUCUCCGCCCAGAUACAUCUAA